Messenger RNA from Spodoptera exigua (beet armyworm), 453 nucleotides. Lineage: Eukaryota; Metazoa; Arthropoda; Insecta; Lepidoptera; Noctuidae. The record is from the annotation of a GenBank genome assembly.
AUGGAUUUUUUAAGAAUGGAAUCUCGUCACAAUUUGCCAGUCGGCAAACGAGCAGACGGAUUACCUGAUGGUAAGCAAUCAGCGCCGCCCAUGGACACUCGCAACGGAGGAGUUACGAGCAGUUUUCUUCUUCAUAGUCAAGAUAUCAUUGCGGCUACUAUCACAGAAGAUCGGGCAGAAGCGCUUAGGAAUUUUGAAGGUGGUGUCUUGAAAGGAGACAGCUGUAAUGGCAAGGUGAACUGUCUGGAGAGAUCUGAGGAUGUUAAGUGUGGGUUCAAAUCAUUCAGAUGUCGAGAUGGAAGCUGUGUUAGCGACCAGGCCAAAUGUGAUCGGGUGCUACACUGUGCAAACGCUUCAGACGAAUCGGAAAACAUGUGCAACGGAAAACUGACCUUUCGAAAUACGUCAACUGAUGCUGAUGUUGAAGCCGUGGUGUUUAGGAGAAAGCGGUAA